This is a messenger RNA of Mangifera indica (mango), 2213 nucleotides long. Its product is annotated as BTB/POZ domain-containing protein At3g22104. The record is from RefSeq and is a predicted model, not a curated record. Bases 388 to 2013 code for a protein of 541 amino acids. NCBI's taxonomy places the organism in Eukaryota, Viridiplantae, Streptophyta, Magnoliopsida, Sapindales, Anacardiaceae. Gene Ontology annotation, molecular function: protein binding. The transcript has 3 exons.
AGCUAAGAAUGUCAGGUCACACAACAACUGUUUUUGGCCACAACUCUCUACUCUUGCUAUGUUAUAGUAUAUCUGUAUUAUAAUAUAUCUCUUUUCUGUCUUUAUACUCCUUGUUGCUGGCUUGAGUUUUGUCUUUGUAUCUCAGUUGAGAACCACCACACUGACGGUUGACUGUUUUCUCAACCAUUUGCAAAACCCCAGAAACGCUUUGUGUUUGUCUUCUUCUUCCUCUCAGAAUAUGACUUUCACCCUGUGACCUUUGUGCUCCUUCUCACUUCCCAUUCCACCUCCCUAUCGCAUCUCUGUCUCCGUUGGGUUGCUAAAUUUCCUUCUUUUUAAUACCAACCAAAAAAAAAAUCCUUACUUGAGGUGGGUAUAUUUAGAGUCAUGGCAGUUUGCUGUGAUCUUGAGGUGGAUAUCAAUGGGGAAGAGACUUUCAUGGUAAACAAGGAAAUUGUUGCUCUGUAUUCUAGUAGAUUAAGCAAAUUAUUUGCUAAAUCAACAGACACUAAGAGAAAUCUCAAACUGAUAUUUCAUGAUUUUCCCGGGGGGACACAGAGUUUUGAGCUUCUUUUAAGAUUUUGCUACAACAAUGGCCAGAUUGAUAUAGCUCCUUCCAAUAUUUCCCUCCUACAUUGUGCUGCACAAUUCAUGGAGAUGAAGAAAUCUACAUUAGAAAAACCCAAUUUACUUGAACAAACAGAGAAAUCACUUGAAGAGAUUAACUACUGGACAUGGUCUGAGCUUCUGGGUUCUUUGAAGCAGUGCCAAGAAUUUCUUCCAAUUGCAAAUUCUUCAGGUAUACUUGAAAAAUGCCUUGAUUCUCUAGUUGGGAGGCUGGCUUUGACCAUUGAAGCAAGCCCUUGUGCAUCUACUUCUUCCACAGAUAGCUCUGGGUUUCGGUUCUCCUCUGACACUAGCACUGAGAGUUUGAAGAACAGCUUCUCUCGAGUAACCUGGUGGUUUGAAGAUCUUAUAAUUUUGGGACCUAGUUUGAUUGAAUUUGUGAUAAAAUCCAUGGUUGGGCAAAAAAUUGAUCAAGUCAUCAUAAGUAGGUUCCUCUUUUAUUAUCAGAAGUCCAAGUUCUACACUGCCACAACAGAAGAGAAGAGCAAAAUUUUAGAAACUGUCAUUGAUAUGCUUAAUACACUUGAUCGGAGCUCCCUUUCAUGCAAGAGUUUAUUUGGGAUUCUUCGAGUUGCUUUGAGUUUAAACAUAAAAAAAAGUGGUCGGAGCAAGUUAGAGAGUAUGAUAGGCUAUUUGAUGGACCAAGCAACACUAGAUAAUAUACUGAUUCCAUCUCCAAAUGGGACGAAUUACUUAUACGAUGUGAAUCUUGUUCUUAGGUUCUUGAAAGCAUUUCUGCAUAGAGGAGGUUGUCAAACAUCUUUGUCUUCACUGAAGAAAGUUGCUAGCUUGAUGGAUUUGUAUAUGGCAGAAGUAGCUCCAGAUCCUUGCUUAAAACCUUUAAAGUUCCUUUCUCUUGCCUUGGCGCUGCCAGAUUCUUCCAGGGACUCUUAUGAUGAAAUGUACCAUGCUAUAGACAUGUAUUUUGAGGUGCAUGCAGGAUUAUUGGAAGAAGAGAAGAUGAAUAUAUGUUUUUCUCUUAAUUAUGAGAAGCUUUCAGCCGAAGUUUGCUUGCACCUUUCUCAGAAUGCUAAAUUUCCAUCAAAAACUGCACUCCAGGCUCUCAUCUCUGAGCAGUUCAAGCUCAAAAACUUGCUUGAGAGCACAAACAAUACUCGAUCCUGUACCGAUUCACCUUGUAGCCUCCCCAAGACAGGAAGCAAGGACAAGAAAGAUGAAGCCAAUGAACAAGUUGUUCUCUAUGCUGGAAAGCUUGAUCUUUCAGCUGAUAAUGAGAAGCUCAGAGCACAUUUGCAAGGAAUGCAAUGGAGGGUGAUGGAACUGGAGAAAGUUUGUCGAAAAAUGCAAACCCAGGUGGCAAAAAUCAUGAAAUCAAAAGUCCCAAGCCAUAGAAAUGCCAGAUCCUUACCCAAGCUUUGUUCAUGAUAGUAAUUUUGCAUAGUUUGUCUUUAGUAUAUUUCCUCAGAUCUGUAUAGCACAAUGAUUAUAUUUCUUUAUUAUUAAAGUUGUUUCUUUUCUGCAAAUUUUAAAGGUGACUGACAGUAUUUUCUUAACAGCAUUAAAAUUGCAAUCUUGGUUGUACAGUUACAAAAAAAGAAGAAAAAGUUUAGUGGGCUUUUUCUUGA